This is a messenger RNA of Helianthus annuus (common sunflower), 1489 nucleotides long. Its product is annotated as pectin acetylesterase 8. Gene Ontology annotation, molecular function: pectin acetylesterase activity. The transcript is spliced from 11 exons. NCBI's taxonomy places the organism in Eukaryota, Viridiplantae, Streptophyta, Magnoliopsida, Asterales, Asteraceae. The record is from RefSeq and is a predicted model, not a curated record. The coding region runs from base 132 to 1283 and encodes 383 amino acids. Gene Ontology annotation, biological process: cell wall organization. Gene Ontology annotation, cellular component: plant-type cell wall.
UUUUUCCUCACACAACACACACACAUAUUGUAUACAUACAUAUACAUACACACAAAACCACAUAUAUCAAAACUUACACCAUUCUAUUCAAGUACAAAUCUUUCUGGGUUUUUGUCACAAAAAAGAAAAGAAUGAUUAACUUAAGUGCAAUAUUUACAAUCUGUUUAAUAUUGUUUCUAAACAUAGAAAGUUCAGAGGAAGUGGGGAUAACCAUUAUUGAAAGUGCUGUUGCCAAAGGAGCAGUUUGUCUGGAUGGAAGCCCACCAGCAUAUCAGCUAGAUAAAGGAUUUGGAGAUGGUGUCAACAAUUGGUUGGUUCAUAUACAGGGAGGAGGAUGGUGUCAUACGAUUGAAGAUUGUGUGUACCGGAAAACUAUGGACAACGGAUUGGGAUCGUCGAAGUUGAUGCCCGAGUUGUACUUCUCCGGGAUCUUGAGCAAUAAAGCAGAUCAGAAUCCUAAUUUCUAUAACUGGAAUAGGGUCUACAUGAGAUAUUGUGACGGGUCAUCAUUCACGGGUGAUGUGGACGAAGUUGAUACCGUCAAUAACCUAUACUUUAGAGGUGCAAGGGUGUUUGAUGCUAUUGUUGAGGAGCUCAUGAGCAUUGGAAUGAAGGAUGCACAAAAUGCUCUUCUCUCUGGGUGUUCUGCGGGUGGAUUGGCUUCAAUAUUGAAUUGUGACAAGUUCCGCGGAUUCUUCCCAUCAAGUACUAGAGUAAAAUGUGUCCCUGAUGCCGGUUAUUUUGCUCAUGUGAAAGACCUCUCUGGAGAGUACCGUUUUGAACAAUACUAUGACAAAGUCGUGACAUUACAUGGAUCCGCAAAAAAUCUACCUUCGGAUUGUACUUCGAGUAUGAAACCUAGUUUGUGUUUCUAUCCUCAAUACGCUAUGCCGUAUAUUAAAACGCCUAUUUUCGUAGUAAACUCCGCUUACGAUACAUGGCAGGUGUUCAACAUUUUGGCAUCAUAUGAAGCCGAUCCCAAUGGUGAGUUCACCAAGUGCAAAAAUGAUUUGAAAGAAUGCUCGGCAACCCAACGCCAACGACUCCAAGAUUUCCGCUCAGACUUUUUAGGGGCGCUUUCAGUCGUGACGAAUAGUUCAACCAAAGGAAUGUUUGUUAACACUUGCUACACUCAUUGUGAAACUGACCAAACCAUAUGGUUUGAAAAACCUACUUCAAAGUUGGAAGAUAAGACCAUGGCAGAGGGAGUUGGUGAUUGGUUUUAUGACAAAAACAUGUUCCAAGGGGUCGAUAACCAGCAAGUGGAUCCACACUAUUGUUAAGCUCCGAUCAAUUAUCAUAAUUUUAGCAUACAAAGAUACAAAAAGCUCCUUAAAUUGUGUAUUUUCUUUGUUUAUAGUUAGUUACCUUCUUAAAUAAAUACAUGUAUGAAUGUUGACGACAUCAUAGCGUCACCUUAUAAGUUAGUGUACUCUAAACAUAAUUAUUUUGAAAUGAAUAAAGUUAAUAGUUAAGUUCGAUACAGUAA